GUCCUCUCCAUCUCUCAACCAAUCCGCGCAUUGCUUGGAGCGAGGCCGCCGCGAUACGCUCGAAUUGUUGUGUCUCACGUACGGAGAGCUGUUCGCAUCUACCGCACGGUCGAACACGCUAUUAGGGUAUAAACACGGUGACAUGAACGCGUCAGAUGCGUUCACGUCUACCGUGGUGGGGAUGCUCCUUUGCUUCAUUUUCUUCGGAGGCACUCUAGGGCAAAGCAUCUACUACUUCCGUCAGUUCACUCGUGACGGGCUCACUCUGAAGGGCCUGGUUGUCAGUCUUUUCCUUUUAGACACUGUGAAGGCAUUUCUCCACGCACAGUUGCUUUCGUACUGGUUUGUCAACCACCAUUCCGACGCUUCUAUACUAUUGUUACUUCCGUUGUCGUACACGGUCCACUUCAUCAUAUCCACAACAUGUGUGUUUCUCGUGCAAGGUCUCUAUAUCCGUAACAUAUGGGCUUUACUGCGAGGCCGGUGGUACCAGAACUAUGUUACGGGGGUGGGGGUUGCUCUGGCUACUAUAUCCUUGGCAUGCGGGCUCGUCGCAGCUCACGACAUUCUUACCAGCAUAAGCGACGUCGAAGCCAUCCAACGCGUCGAGGUAUCGGGCAGGAUCGAGGGUUACACGGCUGUUGCAGUCGAUGUUUACAUAACCGCUGUACUCUGCUUCAUUUUCCAUCGCGCUCGGACGGGGUACGAACCGACGGAGAAUCUGAUCUUCAAGCUCAUGGCGUUCACAAUUAACCGUGGUAUUCUACUCUUUGUGAUACAGCUGUUGGUGAUAGUCACGUACAAACCUAACGGCACUCAAGCACUCGACGGGGUCUACUGCUUUGCCGGAACUCUGAACGUCAACUGCGCCCUCGCCACAUUGAACGCACGAUCUGGCAGAGGCGACCUGAUCGCAAGUCAACUGAGUAGCUUCGAUGCUCACUCCGGAACGUCAUCGGCCGGAGACCAUGACGAGUCGACGGACGACUUGCACGAUAAGUUGCAACGGAAGGCGAGCGAAGAGAAGUGAAUGAGGCUCCUAGCGAUAUAGCUUAGCCAGGCUAUCGUAUACAGACGACGGUGCUUUAAUACCAUCUAUCUCCC
This is a messenger RNA of Fomitopsis serialis, 1104 nucleotides long. RefSeq lists its product as uncharacterized. The record is from RefSeq and is a predicted model, not a curated record. Lineage: Eukaryota; Fungi; Basidiomycota; Agaricomycetes; Polyporales; Fomitopsidaceae. The transcript is spliced from 22 exons. The coding region runs from base 143 to 1030 and encodes 295 amino acids.